Molecule: messenger RNA, 825 nt
Organism: Grus americana (Whooping crane)
Lineage: Eukaryota; Metazoa; Chordata; Aves; Gruiformes; Gruidae
Product: killer cell lectin-like receptor subfamily B member 1A
Exons: 6
Coding region: 115-825 (236 amino acids)
Source: RefSeq, a predicted model, not a curated record
UGGACAGGAGCUUGCAAAGCUGAGCUGGAGGAGUGAAAAACCUCAGAGAAAUCAGAUUUACUGACUGCUGGGUUGCCACCGUUCGAGCGAGGUGGUCCUCUCACCUCUCCUGCUAUGGCUGGGGAAAUUAUUUAUGCUGACCUGGAUGUUGGUCCCGCAAAACGCUGCAGGGAACAGCAUUCACUUCCUCAGCCCGACAGAUCGGGCUGUCCCCAGCGGUACCGAACUGCUCUCUGGGCCAGCUGUCUCGGAAACCUCCUCCUCGGAGUGGCGGUGUUAGCGAUGGGACUUUGGCUUUCAGUUUUCCACCAGCAGUUGGGGAACUCAGGAAGCCACAGAAACGUGAGCGGGAACGUAGGAGAUGGCAACACCACCCUGGAGAAAGGCUGCUUGGAGCUGAGGAAAAGUCUCUGCUUGUCACAGUUGCAAGAGGGUGAGGGGUGCAAGCUCUGCCCCACGGGCUGGAUGCUGCACGGGAGCAAGUGUUACUGGGUUACCGACAUGAUCAAGUCGUGGAGCAAGAGCCAGGACGACUGCAGGAAUCGGGGGGCCGAGCUGGUGAUGCCGGGGGACCAGGAAGAGCUGGCUUUCCUAAACAAAAUCCUGCAGAAACCCAAACGCUACUUCUGGAUCGGCCUCUCCAUCCCCUCCGCCGGGAAGGGCUGGACCUGGCUGAACGGCUCCCGCCUGGACCAGAGCCGGUUCCCGUUGAGCCCCUGGGAUGAAGGCAGAAGGUGCGGGGUGCUGAGGGGGGACAGGAUCAUCUCCGAAAACUGCAGCUCGGGAUUGCAGGGGAUCUGCCAGAAAGAAGCCACCCAGCUCUGA